Brugia pahangi is the source of this 615-nucleotide messenger RNA. The record is from the annotation of a GenBank genome assembly. Lineage: Eukaryota; Metazoa; Nematoda; Chromadorea; Rhabditida; Onchocercidae.
AUGGAGAAUCAAUGCUCUGAUAUGAUAUCAUCAGAUCCAGCAGUUGAAAUUAAAAUAUUUAAACCAUUUGAUAAAGUCGAGGAGCUGCUUCGAAAAAGGCGAAAUAGUCAGAAGAAGCGAUAUCUGCAACUAAUGCGUUGGAGACAAGAAUUGAAAUCAGGAAAUGCACUUGUUGAGCAUUAUGUGCGUACUGAUUACAAAUUAAUUGAAGCAAAAGCUCAAUUAGAUUUAUUGAAUGAAUUAGUUGAUGCAUUUUAUGAUGAUAUGAUAAAAUUGAAGGAAGUGAUAGUGGAACAAAGAGAGAAUGAUCAGAAAGAAUUUACAAAAAGAAUGGUGGAUAUUUUACAGUACAAAGAGAUUGUCAAAUGGUUACAACAACCAAAAAUACGAGAAGCAUUUUGUGAUGGAACUAAUAAAGCUAAGGUAUUGAAUAAGGAAGAAAUGACACUUUUGAAAUCAUUACGUGAAAUGAUUAAUCCAAGAAUAAGUUCGUAUAAUUAUGAAAAAAUUUGGAAACGUGUACUACGUGAUGCUGCUAAAUUAGGAAUGAAAUUAGACAGUGAUGAAGAUGAAAGAGCUAUUGGUAUAAUUAUUAAUUUGAAUUUAUUAAAGUGA